Molecule: messenger RNA, 1635 nt
Organism: Ustilaginoidea virens
Lineage: Eukaryota; Fungi; Ascomycota; Sordariomycetes; Hypocreales; Clavicipitaceae
Exons: 4
Coding region: 1-1635 (544 amino acids)
Biological process (GO): endocytosis; Golgi to endosome transport
Cellular component (GO): endosome; clathrin vesicle coat; plasma membrane
Molecular function (GO): phospholipid binding; clathrin binding
Source: RefSeq, a predicted model, not a curated record
AUGGAUUUCAACGACUUGAAGAGCACCGUCUCCAACCUGACCUUGUAUGACCUCAAGGCGGGUUUCCGCAAAGCCCAAAAUGCGGUCAUGAACUACACCGAAAUGGAGGCAAAGGUGCGAGAGGCGACCAACAACGAGCCAUGGGGCGCUUCAUCGACAUUGAUGCAGGAAAUCGCCAACGGCACGUUCAGCUACCAAACACUCAACGAAAUCAUGCCCAUGAUCUACCGCCGCUUCACCGAGAAAUCCGCCGAGGAGUGGAGGCAAAUCUACAAGGCCUUGCAGCUGCUCGAGUUCCUGAUCAAGCACGGCUCGGAGAGAGUGAUUGACGACGCCCGCGGUCACAUCACCCUCCUCAAGAUGCUGCGGCAGUUCCACUUUAUCGAUCAGAAUGGCAAGGACCAGGGCAUCAACGUGCGAAACCGGGCAAAGGAGCUGGCCGAGCUGUUGGGCGACGUCGACCGCAUUCGAUCCGAGCGGAAGAAGGCGCGGGCCACCAAGAACAAGUACACCGGCGUCGAAGGCGGGCCGACUUUUGGCGGGGGCUUUUCGGGCGGGAGCAGCAGCAGCAGGUACGGCGGAUUCGGGAACGAGUCGGCAGGCUACGGCGGCUUCUCCGGCGGCGUAUACGGCGACGGCGGCGGUUUCGGCGGCGAAACCGACGGCUACCGCGAGCCCGGCGGCGGCCGAUCCGAAGCGUUUGAAGAGUACGACGAGUUUGACGAAAGCGACCGCCCGUCGGGGUCUUCGAGGACUGCUCGCCGGACCGAGCGAGCUGCAGCCAAGAAGCCUGCUGCGGAGCCGGCCAAGAAGAAGGAGCCCGAGGUCGACUUGUUCUCCUUUGACGAGCCUGUCCAGGCGUCCGCUCCGGCGGCCACGCAGAGUUCUGGCUCUGGCUCGGGUUCUGGCCUGGCUGGCCUUGCUGGACGCUCUGGCAGUCACCACGCCGCGCCCGCCGCCGCCGACGACGACGACGACGAAUUUGACGAGUUCCAAUCCGCAGCACCGUCGACCCAAACAGCGGCCCAGGCCCUAGCCGCUCCGCUCACCUCGACUGCUUCCUCCACGGCCCAGUUUGCGGCGCCAAAGCCAGUCUCGGCUCCCCGAACCGCCAACCUGAGCCAACUGGUCAGCACGUCCUCCUCCAUCUCGCCCGCGCCCAGCUCCAACGUGAGCUCGGGAGCCAACUACUCUGCGUUUGCGGCCCCUGCCGCCCAGCAACCGCCGCAGCCAGCCAAGCCAGCCAAGCCAGCUGGCUUCCAGCCCUCCGGCCCCAACUACUUUGGCGGAAUCCAGGCGCAGGCAUCCAAGGCGACACCGCCUGGUUUCGCAGCCAUGUCGAGCGCGUCCUCCAGCGGCCCGUCGACCAUGGCCAACAUGAAACCCGUGACGAGCCCCGGCUCCAAAACCGCCCCAGCCGCUGCGGGCGGCGACGCUUUCGGCGCGCUGUGGGGCAAGGCUAGCGUCGGCAUCAAGAAGGCGGACAAGUCUACUGGCGGCCCUGCCAUGGGUCAGCUCGCCAAGGAGAAGAGCAGCGCCGGCAUCUGGGGCGCGCCGGCCGCCCAGUCGAGCCAUGGUGGCGGCGGUGCCUCGACCGGGAACGAUGGAUCUGCAUCCGGCGAUCUCCUCGGUUAG